Molecule: messenger RNA, 1591 nt
Organism: Nematolebias whitei (Rio pearlfish)
Lineage: Eukaryota; Metazoa; Chordata; Actinopteri; Cyprinodontiformes; Rivulidae
Gene: dph2
Product: diphthamide biosynthesis 2
Exons: 7
Coding region: 94-1557 (487 amino acids)
Biological process (GO): protein histidyl modification to diphthamide
Molecular function (GO): 2-(3-amino-3-carboxypropyl)histidine synthase activity
Source: RefSeq, a predicted model, not a curated record
CGCUCACGUGUGUUUCUUAGGAACGUUUUACAGGUUAUCGCUACAUACGUGACAUUAGGAUGCAACAUACAUUUUGUUGCGGCUCCUGUUAUCAUGGCUGAUGCGUUCAGUAGCAGCUCGGAAAUUGUAAUUCAGCGAGUGUCGGAGGUGAAAGUGAAGAAAAACACCCCGCAGGAAGAUCUUGAAGAGCUGUAUCAGAUUAAAAAGACUUGCGAGUUCAUUCGAGAGCGUAACUUUGGAAAGGUUGCUCUGCAGUUCCCUGAUGAGCUGCUGGUUGAUUCAGUGGCAGUAGCUGAAGAGAUUGAGAGAAACAGUCAAGCCAAGAUAUAUAUUUUAGGAGACACGUCUUACGGCAGCUGCUGUGUGGAUGAAGUCGCAGCCGAACACGUUGGCGCUGAUUGUGUUGUACACUACGGCGGCGCCUGCCUCAGCCUCUCCAGAAGACUUCCUGUGAGGUACGUCUUCGAGAGAAGACCGCUGGACGUGGAACUCUGCGCUGCCUCCUUCAGAGAUCUUCACCCCGACGCUCAAGCGCUCGUCAUCCUCCUCUACGACGUCAACUAUUGUCACGCUGUUGAUGAUCUUCUGGCGCGUCUCUCGGCAGAUUAUCCGAACCUCGUGGCCUCGGAGCUCGUUGUGGAAGGGGAGCAGAGCCUCGCUCAUGGAUUAAAACAAACCGAUGACCCCGGCCUCUCAGAAAACCACCGGCUGAUCCGUCAGUUCGGACGGCAUUUCUCCCUGAAAAGUGGAACAAGCCUAACGGAUUACCGGAUGUUCUAUAUUGGCCAGGAGGGGGCGACCUUACGGAACUUCAUGAUGACGUGGAACCGCUGCUCGUUCUGCUCUUUUGAUCCCGUGUCGUCGACGGGGAGGAUGGAGUCUGUAAACGUCAACCGCGCUCUGAUGAAGCGGUACUACGCCAUAGAACGGGCCAAAGACGCCGGCGUGGUGGGCAUCCUGGUGGGCACGCUGGGCGUGGCCGACUACCUCGCCGUCAUUCAGCAGCUGAAGGAGACGAUCCACCGGGCCGGGAAGAGGAGCUACGUGUUCGCCAUGGGGAAGCUGAACGUGCCGAAGCUCGCCAACUUCCUGGAGAUCGACGUGUUCGUGCUCGUGGCGUGUCCCGAGAACUCGCUGCUGGACUCGGGGGAGUUCUUCAAACCCGUGGUGACGCCGUUCGAGAUGGAGGUGGCCUGCAACAGGAAGAGGGAGUGGUCCGAAGAGUACGUCACGGACUUUCGACACCUCCUGCCAGGCGGUCGGAGUCACGUUCCUUUGUCUGAUGAGCAGAAUGACGAUGAGACGGAUGUUUCUUUGAUCACUGGAGCUCUGCGAAGCCAGAACCUGAACCGUGACCCUGCAGAGAACUCAUCAGGAUCCUCCGUGGUCCUCAGGAACCAGACUCUGACUGUAGCCAACACAAACUCAGCAGCCUCCUUCCUAGCGGCUCGGAGCUGGCGGGGCCUGGAGCAGAAACUGGGGGAGACGCCGGUCGUGAAGGCGGUGGAGGGCAGGAGAGGCAUCGCCAUCGCCUACGAGGAAGAAGGAGCAUCGUGAUAAUUCAUCAGAUUAUUUAAAACUGCAUCUAAAA